Molecule: messenger RNA, 686 nt
Organism: Chenopodium quinoa (quinoa)
Lineage: Eukaryota; Viridiplantae; Streptophyta; Magnoliopsida; Caryophyllales; Amaranthaceae
Product: blue copper protein-like
Exons: 2
Coding region: 177-554 (125 amino acids)
Cellular component (GO): plasma membrane
Molecular function (GO): electron transfer activity
Source: RefSeq, a predicted model, not a curated record
ACUUAAUAAUGGUAGGUCAUGAGUAUAAAUUUUCUUUCAUGGAAAUAUAUAAUGAUCAUUCCCUUUAAAUGUUCACUCUUGUUUUAAAAAUAAAUUUGGAAUAUAAGACAACCUAACUUUUCCUUGGAUUAUAAGAAAAUUGAAUUUAUUCUCCGGAUAAAUUCAAAUUGUUAGAGAUGAACAAACAAAUUUCUACAAUUGCAAUUUCAUAUAUUACGAUCUUAAUUUACUUGGGAUAUGCCCAAGUAAUUACUGUCAAGGUUUAUAUGGUUGGAGACAACCAUGGUUGGGGCCCUGGCAAUGAUUAUUCGAAGUGGGUUAAAGGGAAAACCUUUUACAAGGGUGAUAUUCUUGUUUUUCGUUAUGCAGAAGGAUAUAGUGUAGAUGAAGUGGAUGCUAAGAGAUUCAAGAAAUGUGAUUCAACCUAUUCUUUAUAUUCGGCAACAGAUGGAAAUUCUUCAAUUACUCUUACGAAAUCUGGAGUUCAUUAUUUUAUUGGGGGUUUAUUUAAUGAGUGUUCUCAGGGCAUGAAUCUCACUCUCACUGUCAACUAAACCCUUUAAAUUCUUUAUUUUGCACUUGUAUUAUUAUUGAUUAUUAAUUAUAGCAUCCUUAAUCAACAAAAUUCAAUGAAUAAUCAUAUAUAUAGGACAAGAAUUUUUUUAAUGUAAGAAAAUAAUAACAUA